Molecule: messenger RNA, 270 nt
Organism: Microthlaspi erraticum
Lineage: Eukaryota; Viridiplantae; Streptophyta; Magnoliopsida; Brassicales; Brassicaceae
Source: the annotation of a GenBank genome assembly
AUGGCGGAAAAUGGACUAUGCGCGUGGUGGCCAUCUCGAUCCAAGCAUCGACGGGAACUAACUUUGAUUUCUCGGCCUAUUCUUCUCAUCUUAGAUCAGUACUCGCAAUUUCUCAGCUACGUUGCAUCUCCGCUUAUGGCGGAAGCUCUGGCCAUCCGCGAAACUCCCCUUCAAGCUCAUACCCACGGUUGGAUCAAUAUCAGCUUGAAACCUGACUCUCAAACGCUCAUCCGAGCUAUUCUUUCAGUAGAACAAAUUGUGGUGCAUUGA